AUGCCGGGAAGGGGUCAGGGGUCAGCACUUCCAUGCGCCGCGCGCCCGGGCUCGCCGCAGACAAGGGGCGGCGGCGCCACCUGCCGGCGGAGCUGGGCCAAGCUUUCGUCCAUCCAUAUGACAAGACUUCAUGCAUCUACCAAAACCCCAUCUUCAGGCCACUUGAGGGGCUGCAAGGAAUUUCAAGAGGGCCAAGAUGUUAAAUGCCAUUGUCACACGAAGGCAUGCAAAAUAUCCUCACCAGAUGGCUCGGGAUCAACAAGUAGAUCAAACUCGAUCCAGGAAUUUUCAGAAUCCUUUGAGAAGCAACUGCAUUUCAAAAUCAAGCGCUCAGUUUCUCUGGAUGAAGAUUCGGAUCCAUGUGUUAUUUGUCAUGAUGAUCUUGAGACUGGCAGUAUAAUAGAACUUCACUGCAUGCACAGCUUUCACAAAGAGUGUAUCGAAAAGUGGCUGCUAAAGAAACCAACCUGCCCAACUUGUCGCAUCCAUGUGCUCAUGUCAAAGUCUAUUUUAGACCUUCAUCAACCAGGAUGAAAAGAGCUCAGAAGGACUCCAUAGAGGACUCAUUACAAAGCUCCAUUUCACUUAGAGAAGAGAAAACAAAAAAGAAUUGUCAUUCCUUAGAUCACAGGGUACAAGGUAGUUAUAACAAGUAUAGCUUUUUUUAAUGUUAGAAAUCAACUUUAAAGAUCAAAAAUGAAUUAAAUGAAAACCAACUAACACAUUCUGCCUGUGCGUGC
Molecule: messenger RNA, 740 nt
Organism: Mauremys mutica (yellowpond turtle)
Lineage: Eukaryota; Metazoa; Chordata; Testudines; Geoemydidae
Gene: LNP1
Product: leukemia NUP98 fusion partner 1
Exons: 4
Coding region: 1-534 (177 amino acids)
Source: RefSeq, a predicted model, not a curated record